CGGCUGAGGACGGAAGCAUUUAUCAGAAGGGGGUUGGAACUGGGUGAUGGCCCAUCAACAGAAGAAGGGGAGGAGGAAUGGUGGAUGCAAUGGGCGGCGCUGCAGGUGGAUUGGGAGGAAUGGCAAAUUAAGGACGCUGAAGCUUGGGGAUUGCGCAACAAAGGUCAAUGGACAGUGGCGGCGGGGCGCAUGACAAAGACAUUUUUCCGUCGGCUUCAUCCGAAACGGCCAGCCUCUGCCAUGAUGACACUGCAGGCUCCAUUCCAACAGGACGGCCCGCUGGCCGAUAACAUCCAACACAUCCUGCAGUUUGCUCAUCAGUACUACUCCUACCUCUUAACCGAGGAGCAGCCAUGGACACCGGAGGAAAUCGCAGCAGCUCCGUCAGCGGCUAUUGGGCAGAAGAUAACCACAACACUGACUGAUUCGGACCGAAGCGACCUCGACGAGCCAAUCAAUGAGCAGGAGAUCGGUGAACCGUUGGCCGACAUGCCAUCAGAAAAAGCUCCGGGACCAGAUGGAAUGCUGGUGGAACAUCUCAAGUGCCUUUUAGCCUCGGCUGCGUCUAGACUCUUGAUCAAUGGCUACCUAUCUGACCCGAUUGUCGUCACGCGCUCAGUUUGUCAGGGCUGCCCUCUGUCCCCGACACUAUAUGCACUCUAUAUCGAACAUCUCCACGAUAUGAUUAGAGCGGAUGAGGAGUUGGAGGGACUGAAACUCCCGGGGGGUAGACAACUCAAAUCAUCAGCAUUCGCGGACGAUACCGGCGCGGUCACUGCAACCACUCAGGCUAGCGUUCGGACGCUGCGGAACCAGGUAGACACUUUUGAAAAGUUUGCAGGAGCACGCAUGAAUUGGCAUAAAACGGUGGCGCUGGUGCCUGACCUCACCGCAGCCCCCCUGUUUGAGGGAAUGAAAGUCCAGCCAAUGACAGAAACGGCGUCUUACUUGGGCAUCGAGCUCCCUCAGGCUCUCAUGGAUGGUUCCCAGAUGGAGCAGCUGAUGCGGAAAGCAGCCACGCGACUCGCCCUCUGCGGGAAAACACUGGACGCUGGGAUAUUUGGCCGAGUGCUCCUUGCGAACACAGCAGCUUCUCCGAUGCUCUGGUACGCAGCCCCCGUCUCAACUCCAGGUCCGGUCCCUCAGCGGGAAUAUCGAACGACGCUCUCCAAGUUUAUCUGGAAGAACGAUCCGUUCGCGCCACACGCAAUCCACCGGGUCUCCUGGCGUAAGCUCAUCCAACCCAAAGCAGGUGGGGGACUGGGCUUGAUUGACCUGGCCACCCAGAUACAAGCGCUGCAGCUGCAUACGGUCAUCUGGCUCCUUCUGGAGCAGGAUGACGCCCCCUGGAAGAUUCUAACGCUGCAGACUAUGGCUGAAGCAGCCCGACUGCACCCGACAGAUAUGGAGUUGGCCCUGAUGCAACCAGCCAUUCUUACGGAGCUCAAGAGAGGCGCUCUGUGGUCCCCGUUCCUGAAGGCAUGGCGGGACCUGGCCCCGCUUGAUCUCAAUCCGUCGAAGUCAACAGACCACAUCCUCCAGCAGCCUUUGUUUGGCAACCCGCGGAUCCAGGAUAGCAACGGCGAUCAGUUUCCAUGGCCAGGCCCCAGAGGCGCCUUUGGCAAAGCAUGGCUCAAAACCGGAGUGGCGAGAAUAGCAGACCUCUGGGACCUACAGACCAAUGACUGGCAGCAGGAGUCGGCCCUGCUGAAACAACUGGAUGGCCAGACACAUAAAAAGGAACGGUUACACCGCAUCAAGCGGGCGAUUCUGGAGGAAUGUGUGGACGCUCUCAGGACGAUGCAGAGCUUCGACAGGGAAUAGGUGGCGCUGAGAUCUGAAGACCCGGUCCGCCUGCUGUUCCAGAUUACCGCGCGCGUGGGGGAGACCUGGUUGGUGGUUGAAGCUUGGGAGA
Chara braunii is the source of this 1915-nucleotide messenger RNA. The record is from the annotation of a GenBank genome assembly. Lineage: Eukaryota; Viridiplantae; Streptophyta; Charophyceae; Charales; Characeae.